Saccostrea cuccullata (small rock oyster) is the source of this 3330-nucleotide messenger RNA. RefSeq lists its product as uncharacterized. Bases 8 to 2803 code for a protein of 931 amino acids. Lineage: Eukaryota; Metazoa; Mollusca; Bivalvia; Ostreida; Ostreidae. The transcript has 16 exons. Gene Ontology annotation, molecular function: cytokine binding; cytokine receptor activity. Gene Ontology annotation, biological process: cytokine-mediated signaling pathway. The record is from RefSeq and is a predicted model, not a curated record. Gene Ontology annotation, cellular component: signaling receptor complex; external side of plasma membrane.
AACUCCAAUGAAUCCCGUAGUAUUAGUGAAUGGUAUUUUGGAGCUAAACUGCACUGUAUUUACUAAUUCGGGAUUGAAUGCCUCUAUGUUAUUUUGGGAAAAAAAUGGAACAAGAUUGAUGGAAGAUUCAAUGAUUCCUGCUGGGGAACGAACUUUGUUAUUUAAGAAAAACAUAACAAGUGUCGAGGAGGAAGGAACGUAUACCUGCAGGAGUAUCGAUAGUCGUGAUAUUUCUCAUUCUUCUCUGGUAGUUGAAUAUGAUGCGGUACGCGAUGUAACGAAUUUUUCAUGUAUCCUUUACAAAAGUCGAGAUGAGUUCACAUGUACCUGGGAACUAGGACUUUACCACCAUCCUGCAUACCUUAACGUUACUGCAAGAGUAUCUAUGGACAACGGAUCCAGCUGGAAAUUUUGUCAAUCAAAUGUCAAAGGGAAAUGUACAUGGACGUCGGAUGAUGGUGCCAUUAAUUCUGUCUCAAAGAUAGUCAUUCUUAAAGUUGAAAACCGAAAGUAUGGCGUCAUCAAGUCAUUUAGGAAAGAUUAUAUUACACGUCACAUAAGCAACAAAUUAACUGAUGUGGAUCUAAACACAAGUAUUGUUGUGUGCGGUCUCGUGCCAGCAUCUACCUAUAAUGUCAAAGUUCAAAUAAAACCAUUAAAAGGACUGUACUACAGUGACGUUACCCAAAAAUUAUUUACAACGUGUUCAAGAGAACCAUCGAAAGGUCCUUCAGUUCACAGCAGUGGGUAUUCGACCGAUAUAUGCCACGAUUGGACAUCUCGUCGCAAGGUCACUGUCUAUUGGAAGGGAAUUCCAAGAAAAUACCAAAAUGGUAAAUUGACAGGCUAUACCAUUUCAUUUCAAAACAACACUGUUCAUCUUGACAGUGAAAGGCUGACUGGGGAAAUAGAAAUUCCAUGUAAAAACAGCAGCAUGCUAAGCAUAAAGGGUUGCAAUAAAGACGGCUGUUCUCUUGAAUCAAAAAUACUCAUUCCACCAUAUACAGAUGUAAUUCUGCCCUCCAAAGUAAUUGUGGAACAUCGAAAUACUUCAUGUGUAGACGUAACUUGGUUUCACAGAGGAGGACAAGUUGCCGUAGACAUAGUGUGGUGUAAAAGAAAAUCUGGCUCGCUUCAAUGUCAGGGUGAGAUCAAUUUUAUGAGAUUGAAUGGAACAUAUAACUUCACCUCUAUAUCGUCUGAAAAUAUCAAAAGCGAAUUUGAUGAUGUCAUCUUUGGUGUGGCUAUUAUAAAUAUAAAAAAAAUAAGUGGCGGUAUUAAGUGGCAGGAUGCAUGCAGCUACCAAAAGAAUUUAGAACCAAAGAAAGUAACAGGCGUCAGGCUUCUCCCAGACGCUCCAGAAAACAGCUUGGUUAUAUCAUGGUCCCCUGUACUGUGUGAUGCCUCAGAUAUAAACAAUGUUUACGUUCACUCCUAUGAAAUCAUUUUCUGUCGACUGGAUUCCCUGAACCAUUGCAAUGGUGAAAAAAAAUCAGUAGAAAUUUCAGCAACUAGUUACACGCAAUACACUUUAAAGAAUCUGCAUCCUAAUGUUAUUCAUGGUAUUUGGGUGAGGGCGAAGUCUCUAACGAAAGUCGGACCUAUAAGUGAUAUGGUUUCCGGAAUACCUGUCAACAACGACCUCACUUCCGGUGCUGUAGUAGGCAUAAUCAUUGCUGGAGGUUUCGUUUUGGUUGUAAUGCUGGCUGGUGGAGUGUGUAUACUGAGAAAUGUACGAAGUAAACUUGGUUUAGGCGAAACUUUUCCAAUUCACAUGCCUGAUUUAGAAUCUGAGAAGUCAUGUGAGAAAUUCCUGAAUUCCCCAGCUCCCUACUAUGGUAACAAAUCUCAAAACUACAUUUCUGAUCAAACAAAAGGAUGCCAAGAGUCAUCGCAUGUAGAAAGUGACCAAUAUAAAGGGAGGGUACUCAAAUGUCUCACAGGAAACCUACUGGAUAAUUGUGCACAGAGUAAGGGUACUGUUUUCCCAUUGAUUGAUUUCCGCAGUGAAAAAGACAUUGAAAAGGAAAAUGACAAUGAGUUGGACAAGAGAAAUGACUAUGAUAAAAUGUCUGAAAUUCUCGACAGAAGAAGUCCGGAAUCGUGCAUGAUUAAUCUAAAGAGAAAACAGAUGUCGGACGUUAUACCCCCUGGUUAUGCAAAAGUUGUGUCCCCCUGUCUCCACGAAGCUGAAAUUUCAGUUGAGCCACGGUCAAUCAAAAAUGAAGAAUCUUUGAAUGACCAACCAAAUAAUGAUGAAAGUUAUGUAACGAAUGAGCCUAGUCACUGGAACGAUGAGAGUACGAGUAAACAUGACGCGGAGCAUCAGAGAGGGAGUUCCCUCUUUUCUAGUUUGACGCAGUCAUUGACAUCUGAUGGGAAUAAAGGCAUAUCUGCUAACCUCACCAGUACAACAACAAACAAUGUUCUGGGCGAUAGUAAUACAAAUUUAAUUGGUGAAUCAUUUCAGAAGACGAUAUCAUCAGCAGAUUUCAACUCAGAUGAUUACAUUUCAAAUGAUUUUUUAACCAAUGUUGAUGUUCAUAGCGCCCCUACAAUCGAUAAAAUUUCAAUUAUUGAUAUUAAUUCUUCUGCAUUUAGCCAACAUGUAGCAAGUAACAUUUGUGACAAGGCGGAAAUGUGUCCAGAUUAUGUUUAUAAUGAUACUCAGCCAGACAAUGCGACAGGAGUGAAGCUCUUAAUAAUAAACUAUGGAGUAAGUCAGAAUAACAGUGACAGUGAAAACACUACGGGAAGUAUGGAAUAUGUGUCAUAUUCUGGAGCUUUGGAAGGGGAUCUCUAGUCCCAAAAAUGUAAAUGGAGUUGUUCAUUUCUCGCUUGUAUAUUUGUUUGUUUGUUGUUGUUUACUAUUCACUUUUCUUUACAAAAAAUGUACACUGUUUUGUCUUAUAGUGUCUUAUGUAGUUGCUUGGUGUUGUGCAAAACGAGAAUUAAGUACUGAUGCAAUAACGCUAAAUAAACCUUACUUUUUAUGAUUAGUUUCACUUAAGAUUGCAAUUGAUUUAGUUGUUUUGGAACAUAUAUGCAUGAACAAUAUUGUAUUUGUUGGUUUUUACCGUUGAAAGUCUAUCUAUCAUCUGCUGCCUUCAUAAGACACUCUUGUUGAUAAUAAACGUUUGUAAAGCAUAUUUUUACUGAAAGUGUGUCAAUACCAGACCAUUGUUGAAAAUGAUAUUCUAUAUUCCUUGAUACUCUUAAUGUAAAUAUAAGGCGUCAUAUAUUACAUUAGAUAACACUGUAUAGUAUUUUUAGCGGUCUUACAUUUAGUGUAACCAAAUACAUGUAUGUGAUUACUUAAACUGAUUAAUA